CAAGAUGGCGGCCGUGGAGCUGGCGGAGUCCGGCGGCGGCCUCAGCGCCCCCGGGGGGUCCUUGAGUCUCCUCUGCAAGGCCUCGGGCUUCAACUUCGGUGACUACGGCAUGAUGUGGGCGCGGCAACGCCCCGGGAAGGGCCUGGAGUUCGUCGCGAGCAUCAACAGUGGUGGCACCACCAGGUACGCGCCGUCGGUCCGGGACCGCUUCACCAUCUCCAGGGACAACGCCCAGAGCACGUUGAGGCUGCAGAUGAACAACCUCAAGGCCGAGGACACCGCCACCUACUACUGCGCCAAAAGUGGUGGUGGUUAUGCUGGUGAUGCUGGUAAUGGAGGCACCAGGCCCGGCCCCGUCGCGACCUCCAGCAGCGCCAAAUUCCCGGUUUCGAGGCCGCGUUCGGAAAAUGGAAGGCAAGAUGGCGGCCGUGGAGCUGGCGGAGUCCGGCGGCGGCCUCAGCGCCCCCGGGGGGUCCUUGAGUCUCCUCUGCAAGGCCUCGGGCUUCACCUUCGGCAGCUACGGCAUGAUGUGGGCGCGGCAACGCCCCGGGAAGGGCCUGGAGUACGUCGCGGGCAUCAACAGCUAUGGCAGCACCUACGACGCGCCGUCGGUCCGGGGCCGCUUCACCAUCUCCAGGGACAACGCCCAGAGCACGGUGAGGCUACAGAUGAACAACCUCAAGGCCGAGGACACCGCCACCUACUACUGCGCCAAAAGUGGUGGUGGUUAUGCUGGUGGUGCUGGUUAUGGUGGCACCAGGCCCGGCCCCGGCGCGACCUCCAGCAGCGCCAAAUUCCCGGUUUCGAGGCCGCGUUCGGAAAAUGGAAGGUUCAGAAUGGCAAAAGCAAAAUCGGAGCACCUGAAGCCCAACCCCAAGAUCCUGAGGCCAAACUUGAAAUCUGGAGCAUUCUGGGGAAAACUUGA
Messenger RNA from Calypte anna (Anna's hummingbird), 925 nucleotides. RefSeq lists its product as uncharacterized. The transcript has 3 exons. Lineage: Eukaryota; Metazoa; Chordata; Aves; Apodiformes; Trochilidae. The record is from RefSeq and is a predicted model, not a curated record. Gene Ontology annotation, cellular component: external side of plasma membrane; blood microparticle; immunoglobulin complex, circulating. Gene Ontology annotation, molecular function: immunoglobulin receptor binding; antigen binding. Bases 5 to 925 code for a protein of 306 amino acids. Gene Ontology annotation, biological process: phagocytosis, recognition; positive regulation of B cell activation; B cell receptor signaling pathway.